Daphnia pulex (common water flea) is the source of this 2098-nucleotide messenger RNA. Its product is annotated as sensor for unfolded proteins in the ER ire1-like. Lineage: Eukaryota; Metazoa; Arthropoda; Branchiopoda; Diplostraca; Daphniidae. Gene Ontology annotation, biological process: protein phosphorylation; intrinsic apoptotic signaling pathway in response to endoplasmic reticulum stress; IRE1-mediated unfolded protein response. The record is from RefSeq and is a predicted model, not a curated record. Bases 107 to 2098 code for a protein of 663 amino acids. Gene Ontology annotation, cellular component: IRE1-TRAF2-ASK1 complex. Gene Ontology annotation, molecular function: RNA endonuclease activity; ATP binding; protein serine/threonine kinase activity. The transcript is spliced from 5 exons.
CGUUCGAAAGAGUAAGUCACACUGUCAAACCACUCCUAACAGCUUUCGUAUUCGUGCUGGAAUUUCGAAAUUUCGACUAAGCAGAUACUGUUCUAAAAACAACAAUAUGGAAAUCCAAUACAAUAGGAAAGUUCAAUUAGGAGAAGGUGGCUAUGGUUCAGUGUUUCAAGGAACGUUUAAAGGUCGUGAAGUGGCAGUCAAAAGAGUUCUCCUUAACAUGGCUAACGAUAAUGAGGAAGAAGCUUUAAGAAAAUUAGAUCACCCAAAUAUCGUCAAACUUUUCCACGUUGAGUGUGACAAGGAUUUCAAGGUAUUUGCUUUGGAGCUUUGCACCGCAUCAUUAGAUCAGGUAAUUCUAAGGCCUGAUCAUCCUGAAAAAUACAAAGGGCCUAAAUUGCCCUACCAUUUUGAAGUUUUCUCGCAAUUGGCUUCUGGUCUCGAGUACAUACAUUCCAAGAAUAUAAUUCAUCGAGAUAUAAAGCCGGAAAAUGUUCUCAUCUCGGUCAACUCCAGCACUAAUACGCAAGACGUUAAGGUAACAAUGAAAUGGGCUGAUUUUGGUCUGUCCAGGGCUGUGAAUGAGCGAGGGACAUACCCGAUGAGUAGUGGAGUAAAAGGAACAAGAAACUGGUACGCGCCCGAGUUGCUUAAACUACUACUUCAGGAAUCUCAAACGGGUGGGCAGCGGCAACUCAGAGGCACCGUCAAAAGCGACGUAUUUGCACUAGGCCUCGUCUUCGCUUAUCUUCUGUUAAACGGGCAACACAUUUACGGUUCUAAUGAGAUUGAAAUUAUUAACAACAUCUUGGGAGAUAAAGCGAUCAACAUGAAUAAAAUAGAACGAUGGCACUACGCAUAUGAUCUUGUUACCGAAAUGUUAAAAAACGAAGCUGCUGAUCGAAUAUCUUCAUCAAAUAUUGUUGAUAGACUCAAAUCAGAAGAAAAUAAGCUUGCAGAAAAAGAAAAGGAACUUUUUGAACUAUGUAAAAUAAGAUACCCAGCUACUUCCAGAAUUUUUCCUUCAACAAAUCAAAACGAAAAGUUAAAAACCUUGAUCCAGCAGGGGGUUGAUGUGAAUAAGAAAAACAAAGACGGAGACAACGCACUCCAUUUAUUGUGUUGUAAUAAUUCAAGCGAAAGAUUAAUCGACGCAAUCAAAAUAUUAAUCCAACACGGGAUCGACGUCAAUGAGAAAAACAACUACGGAGACAACGCACUCCAUAUAUCGUGUCUUCAUAAUUCAAGCAAAAGAUUAAUCGACGCAAUCAAAUUAUUAAUCCAACUCGGGAUCAACGUCAAUGAGAAAGACGAAGACGGAAGAAACGCACUCCAUUUAAUGUGUUGGAAUAAUUCAAGCGAAAGAUUAAUCGACGCAAUCAAAUUAUUAAUCCAACUCGGGAUCAACAUCAAUGAAAAAGACGAAGACGGAGACAACGCACUUCAUUAUUUAUGUCGUAAUAAUUCAAACGAAAGAUUAAUCGACGCAAUCAAAUUAUUAAUUCAACUCGGGAUCAACGUCAAUGAGAAAUCCAACAACGGAUACAACGCACUCCAUUUAUUGUGUCAAUUUAAUUCAAGCGAAGGAUUAAUCGACGCAAUCAAAUUAUUAAUUCAACUCGGGAUCGACGUAAAAGAGAAAGACAACUACGGGCACAACGCACUCCAUUCAUUGUGUUGGAAUAAUUCAAGCGAAAGAUUAAUCGACGCAAUCAAAUUAUUAAUCCGAAUCGGGAUCGAUGUCAAUGAGAAAGACGAAGACGGAAAUAACGCACUCCAUUUAUUGUGUUGGAAUAAUUCAAGCGAAAGAUUAAUCGACUCAAUCAAAUUAUUAAUCCGAAUCGGGAUCGAUGUCAAUGAGAAAAACAAAGACGGAAACAACGCACUCCAUGUGUUGUGCCAUGAUCGAUUGAUCUUUUUGGAAGUCAAAAACAACGUGACCCAUUUCACCACCGAAACAGGAAAACCUUGUACUAUCCCCUGCAAACCCACUCACCCUAAUGUCGCCGUCGAUCUCUUCUGGGGAAUGAUCUUUGAACUUUACGAAAAGGUCUAUAAUUACUUGAAGUCUAUGUGGAAACAUUUGAUUCCAACAGUGUAA